Molecule: messenger RNA, 864 nt
Organism: Talaromyces stipitatus ATCC 10500
Lineage: Eukaryota; Fungi; Ascomycota; Eurotiomycetes; Eurotiales; Trichocomaceae
Product: fumarylacetoacetate hydrolase family protein
Exons: 5
Coding region: 1-864 (287 amino acids)
Molecular function (GO): acetylpyruvate hydrolase activity
Source: RefSeq, a predicted model, not a curated record
AUGUCACAAUUUACACGCCUCAUCCGCUUUGAGUCUGCAGGAAAGAUUUUAUUCGCAGAUUUAGCUUCUGCUUCGUCUAAGGUACCCUCUCCGGGGACACAGAUCACGGCCUACGCUAGUUUUGAGGAUCUCGUCAAGAAGGAGAAGCCACAGGAGGCAGUUGUUGAUAAGCUUCUUGCCCCGCUGCCAAAGACGGAUCUACCUAUCUAUUGCGUUGGGCUCAACUAUAGGUCCCACGCAAAAGAGGCCAGCCUCAAUAUUCCGGUGAAUCCUCCCGUAUGGACAAAGCCUUUCGCUUCUCUAGCCGCGCCCGAGGAGGAGAUUGCCAUGAGCCGCUAUUGCGCUUCAAACUUUCCGGAUUGGGAGGGUGAAUUAGUUUUCGUUACCUCGAAAGAAUGCCGAGACAUCACACCUGAACAAGCCAACUCCUAUAUCCUUGGAUAUACUGUAGGCAACGAUCUCAGUUGUCGAAGGUUUCAGAUGCCUGAACAAAACGGCGGACAGUUCUACUACGCAAAGGCAUUCGAUAAGUUCGCUCCGAUUGGCCCUGUACUCAUCAGUCCUGAACUCUAUAAGACCGAUGGGACGCAUUUGACCACGCGAGUCAAUGGUCAAGUCAUGCAAAAUGUGGAAAUCAAAAAUGAUGUUGUUUUCUCACCCUCUCAAAUUCUAAGCUUUAUGAGUCAGAGCACAACAAUCCCGGCAUACACAGCAAUCAUGACUGGUACACCAUCUGGAGUUGGUGUAUUCCAUAAACCUAGGCGGUUUUUGCAACAUAAUGAUGUCGUGGAGGUAGAGGUUGACGGCAUAGGCGUCCUCCGCAACAAGAUUGUCUUCCCCGAUGGCCAGGAGUCACCCAUGUGA